AUGACCAGGAACCUGGACUCCAUCCCCUACGAUGUCUUCUAUCAAGUGGCCUCCAAGCUUGAUUGUCAUGACUUCAUCCAUCUCAGCAGAGUCAAUCGCGCACUCCAUGAGUUGACAAAUAGCGACUCUAUUGCUCGGAACACAGUUAGAAGCGAUCUACUUCAUACAAGAGAAGGGAAAGAGGCCGACCGGGCCAAAGCUGGUUACCGCAAAGCCAUCGGGCGUCUGUACGACGUCAAGGAAUCCUUUGCCACUGCUCAACCCUACUCGGCAUCGAUUCUGGCAUACGGGAGCUCGUUCCUCUACGCGGGCGGCUCGCUUUGUUAUAUCUAUAAUGACGAGAUUCGCGCUCUGGACGUGCGUGGUGCCAGCCGCGUGGAACAAGUCCUGAAUCUCCCCAAUGUCCUACGCCGUGCAGUCCCUGAGUGCAAUCCGGAGACUGGGAUGGCCCAUAUCUCCCUCUUGAACUAUAGCAACUGGGUCGUUGCAUUCUUGGUGGCGACCCCCGAGAUUCCGGGAGGCUGGAUCCUCGCGGUCGACCUCCAGCGCCGGUCGACGUAUGGAAAGAGCGGUCGUCUCAGGCUGAAAGUCGUAUCUCUACUAUGGGACUCAUUCGGCAAUGGGGACUCGCGGGAUCAUCUAUACGCCAUUUCCACGUUGGUGGAUUUUGAAGAGGAGGAAGUGGAUUGGACCUCAUACUACGUCUGGAUCUGCCUGGACCCUAGCCUCAAGUUAUCCAAGGAAGGUAUCAAGACUCAUCGAACUUGGCGUCGGCAGCAUCGUGAAGGUCCAAUCAAUGAUACCUGGUCGGAUCUCUCGCUCAGGGAAGACGAAGCAACGGGGCAACUUAUGAUCCUUGAAUGCCGCCGGGAAUGGCGAGACGGUGGCAGCGAGAAUUGUAGGACAUACUACGUCCAGCCUCUACCUGCCCCGGCCGACGUGGACAAACAACAGCCGCCAGCAGAUUAUUACUUGAAAACGCCUCUACCUGACGAGCCCCUCACCAAAACUCUGGACCCGUCAUCCAAGCCUAACUAUGAGCCUCCACGGAAACGACUCCGCAGACACUAUCACUCAGAGUACGACGGAGGUGUUGAACCGAAACCGAGGCGCGAUUUCAUACUAGCCAAAACGAAAUUCCGUUCAUACAAUAUCUCCGCAUCCAGCUAUAUUGACCUCGUAAAUGACCCGCUCCCCAGAAGCGUUGGCGGCGGCGGCCUUGUACCUCGGGAUCGAAUAAGGGUACGCGUGGUAUCUCGGAAGCGAAAGUGUCCCAUCGACGAGGAAGGUCUUGAGGAGAAACCGGGGCUCCUGUUCAAGCGUGAACUCAGCGAACCAGACGGACGCUUAGUAGAGAACAGCGAAGAGCGCUUUGAAACUCGAGGCAUCCAUCUCUGGCCCCCGGAUGACGCUCCACAAGAGCUGAACCACUUACUCUGUCCUUCGAAACGGACCGGCCAGGUUCACGCCUAUGCUGACGAUCGUUCAAUUGUAUAUUCUGUCAACCAGGAUGAUCGCAAUUCCACUGACCAAGCGAUUGUCCUCAUCAACUUUGACCCUACCCUGCGGCUCCCGGGCCUCAAGCGGUUGAAUCUUGGCAGGCAAUCUGACACCCCUGAAAAGGCGGAGGCAGUUGGUAUGGAAAGGCCUCAGGCCAGCGAUAUCGGACAGCAAGACCGGGCAUCCAUGCACACACCUAUUGCGGGAAAGCGAGCGAGCCAAACCUUGCCAGCUGUCCGAGAAGAGCGAGCGAUGUACCUUGAAAUUGCCCGUGGUUUCUGGCUCCGUUAG
Aspergillus nidulans FGSC A4 is the source of this 1791-nucleotide messenger RNA. It is a transcript of the gene fbx15, whose product is annotated as protein fbx15. Lineage: Eukaryota; Fungi; Ascomycota; Eurotiomycetes; Eurotiales; Aspergillaceae. The transcript is spliced from 4 exons. The record is from RefSeq and is a predicted model, not a curated record. The coding region runs from base 1 to 1791 and encodes 596 amino acids.